This is a messenger RNA of Procambarus clarkii (red swamp crayfish), 3254 nucleotides long. Its product is annotated as ankyrin-3. The record is from RefSeq and is a predicted model, not a curated record. Gene Ontology annotation, biological process: intracellular signal transduction. Gene Ontology annotation, molecular function: protein binding. NCBI's taxonomy places the organism in Eukaryota, Metazoa, Arthropoda, Malacostraca, Decapoda, Cambaridae.
GAGGGCAGCACCAGCGCCCACCAUAACACACUCCCACCCCCACUCCUCCCCUUCCUUCCUCGAGGGCCUCCAGACCACAAUAGAUGGAGCAGACGUGAGGACGGGGGCCAGGCCACACACACACACACGCCUCCUGACGCUCCCCGCCAGGGACACGGGUGCAGGCGUCACACUGGUGAGAUGCCACACACGCCACACCAGGCUGCCGUCCAUGGCCGCCUACACUAGCCCUCAUAAGGCAAGUGUGUGCGUAGAGGUGGAGCUGGCGUGAUGGGGGGUGUACUGUCCUCGUUCUUCCAGUCAGGCAGUGCACUCCUGGCAUCUGGUAACCACCGCUCGGUGUCGGAGACCACCAAGAACAUCCGCAUAGUCUUUUGCCUUGAGAGCCAACCCCAGAGUCACUGUCCAGCGGCUGGAAGGCCUCCUCUCGGCUAUUCCAAAGAAUGAGAACCUACUGUAUGUGCACAAUGAAGAGGGCUACAACCUGCUGCAGAAGGUGGUGGGCAUCAACAAUGUGGAGAUGGUGCGAUGGUGCCUCACCCGUAACGUUGACGUCAACAGGGGCUUGUGCUCCUUGCCACUACACAUCGCUUGCCUUAGAGGGUACGAGGAUUGUGGAGGUGCUGCUCAAGCACGGUGCAAGAAUAGAUGUUGAAGCUCGCAUGUGCUGGCCUGGGCCCCACAACCAGAACUGCGAGCAACGGGGGAAAUACUGUGUACCAGAUGUGGCCAUGGGAGACCGAUCGAGCGACAAGCUGCAGAACGCCAUAUAUUAUGCUAUAGAUGGAGACCAAGUGGACAUCUUGGAGUUGCUGACGCAGCAGGGUGAAGACCAUUGGCUUCCAUGGCAACAAAAACGACCAUUAUUGCACAUUGCCUGUGAACGGGGCGCUUGGAACUGUGUGAAGUACCUGGUUCUGGAGAGAGUUUUUGACAGAUCGGACGAGAUCAACCAGUGCUACGAUGAGUACUACCCUAUUCAUCAGGCUGCUCUCCAUGACCUCAAAUUCCUUGAUCUGCUCAUCCAGUGCGGCGCAGAAACCACCGUGCGCACAUACACGCAGCAGAUGACCGUUCUCCAUGUAGUUUUCCUCCUGGGUAAAAAGAGUGCAGAAGACACGUUGGAGACUGUGAAAUUGCUCCUACAGCACGGCCUCAAAGAGCACAUAAACACUGCAGACUCUCUCGGGAAUACACCACUACACGCUCUUAUAGUGAGAUAUGCAUUGGAGGAAGCUAGAUAUGGGUAUGACCACGACCCACCUCCCUGGAAUAAGUGGGACAUGCUUCACAUAGUUCGCUAUCUACUUCAAAAUGGGGCAUCGCCAAGCAUAAAUCAACAGGGUAAUUCGGCCCUGGCUUGCGUCUUGCGCCAUGUUCGAGACUGGGAGUUUCGUUACGAGCUCCUGGACAUGCUGCUGCACUACGGUGGGAACCCCAAUUUGGUGGGCAGGGAUGGAUCGGUGUCGUUAAUGGUGUGCCUCGUGCCGCUCAUCAAUAAGGAUCCUCUGCACCACUUCACACACACCAUGAAGGUGUUCUACUUAAAUUGUGUGAGAAUAUUGUGCAAGCAUGGUGCUAACCCGAACUGCUCGUCACGCUCCAACUUGACACCUCUGCACGUGCUCAUGUUCACCGCCAGCGAGAACAUCUCCCUCUCCCGUGAAGAGGAGAAAGCCGGAGCCUUCACGUUCAUCCGGCAGUUGCUGGUAAUUCUUUUGCAGCACGGCCUUGACCCCAAUGUUAGAUUCAGUCAGCGAACGCAACACAUUCUGCUCUCGCUAAUGGACAUGGUGCAGAAUGCUCGAACCUCCACCGACUUGGAUCACGUUUACGACUUGACCACGACCCUCCUUCAGUAUGGCGCCAACCCUAACAUAAACAUCUCCACGACUGAACCCAUGAUCUGCCACUCGCAGUCGUCCGUCUUCCUCAAGAAGUCGUCCAAUCAGGUGCUAUACUACUAUGUGCAGCUACUGAUUCGGAAAGAGGAGCUUCUGAUUGACCCCGAUCAAAAGUUUGCUCGCCUGCUGCACCUCUACUACCUGGCGAUGGACCACAGGGAGCUGCACCAGUGCCUCAAGAUCCUCUACACUCAGACGUCUCUCGUGCCUAUGAAGCGGCCCCUCACCCAUGUUCUGAGGGAACUGUAUACCAAACCGCGUACACUGAAGCAGGUUUGUCGAGUUAUAAUAUACGACGCUUUGGGACGGAGAACUGCCCAGCAUGUGAACAAGCUGCCACUUCCGGGAAUGUUAAAAGACUAUAUUCUGAAUUUUGAUCCCUAGUGUUGACAUCUGAGCUGCGUGGUGUCUUUCUUGUCCUGGUUUGCAACGAGACGGGUUGGAGAGAAGUUUAGGAGGAGGGUGCUCAUCUCUUCUGACAUUGAUAAUUAUUUGUAUCCCAAGGCAUAUUUGUAAAGGGCGAGUGCAUGUAAUGAGCAGCACGGGACCGUAUUGCGCAUGUACGGUACAUGUGCCGGGUAUUGGAGUGUUGCCCGUCAGCUAUGAAGGCAACUAUAGUGAUAAACUUAUAAAGUGGUUGAAAUAAACUAUCCAGAUUAUUAAGCUUUAUAAAUAUUGAAAAGCUUGAUAAAUAUAGAGCUUUUUCCUAAUUGUGUACAUAUUGUGUGUGUAUAUAUUGAACAGUUCUUGGCAGCGGUUCUGCAAGGCUUGUGGAGAAGAGUCGACUUCCCGGGGAGGGGGGUAACUUGUGCAGUGUAUCUGCAUCAGACUUUUUACCCAUUGAGGUGGCGAUGCUGCCGGCGAAAGUUUUAAAGAGUAGCAAAUCCUCAAGAGAUGAACGGUUGUAGCAACGUUUAGCUUCCAAGUAGUGCUUCUUGGUCAUGUCACAAGAGACAAUUGGACGAAAUGAAUACUAGACGUGUCAGCUUUUGGUGGGUGGCCAGUGUGCGCUCGACGUGUGGGUGUAGCCGGCCUUCCAGAGUGCGGGACUCGAUAUAAUACUCGCUUGUGGGCUAAUGAUUUGGUGUUUGUGUUCUCGUCCCUUUAAAGUUUUGUUUGCAUUUCUUAAAAGAAAAAAUCUUGACCAAAGACCAUAAUUUAGAGUUGCAUAAUAUCAUUCCCUCUUCUGGGAGGUUUGGGUGUUUUAUUAAGACUCGAAUUUUAUUUAAAUAAAUGCCGUUUGUGCUUCAGAAUAUUAACUUUGUGUACAUAUUGAGGUUUCUGUUGCAUGAAUCUGGUACAUGAUAUUGAUGUAAAUUGCAUUCAGAUUGUUAUUAAAAUUUAAGUUUU